GCUGUGCCAAUGCGCAAACAGUCCACGCCGUGGGAUAGGUCUCCCCAAAUUGAGGCUGCGCUCGAAACGAUCAUGCGAUUGAAUGACGGGCGCGUCAUGCUUGUCUUCCUUCUCUGCUGUUCGCUGCGAUCAGUGGCUCUGUGUUCCGCAAUCCCCUGGGAUACUGUACCGCCCUCGAUGGCUCUGCUAUCGCCGUUUCGCUCACACUGAAUGGCUGCCUGGAGCAAGGAAAAACGGGGAGAGAGAGCGCUGCGUCUCCUCCUUUGAACCAACGCUCUGCAUCAGCUUCCCAGCGCGGGGACCUUUUGGUGGUGUGCGUAGGCGCACCAUGGCCCAGACCCUCCAGAUGGCGAUCCCAAACUUCGGCAACAACGUUCUAGAGUGUCUGAAUGAGCAGCGGCUGCAGGGCCUCUACUGCGAUGUCUCCGUGGUGGUCAAGGGCCAUGCUUUCAAGGCUCAUCGAGCAGUUCUGGCUGCGAGCAGUUCUUAUUUCCGGGACCUUUUCAGCAGUGGCAACAAUGGCGGAGUUGCCAGCAGCAAUGAGAGCAGCCCAACUGUAGUGGAGCUCCCGCCAGCCGUGCAGCCCCAGAGCUUCCAGCAGAUUUUGUCUUUCUGCUACACAGGCCGUCUCAGCAUGACGGUGGGGGACCAGUUUCUCCUCAUGUAUACUGCUGGCUUCCUGCAGAUCCAACAGAUCAUGGAGAAAGGCACUGAAUUCUUCCUCAAGGUAUCCUCCCCCAGCUGUGACUCCCAGGGUCUUCAUGGAGAGGAGGCCCCGCCUUCAGAGCCCCAGAGCCCGGUAACGCAAACCAGUAACGGUGCAGCUCGGCCCACCUCCUGUCUGACGCCGCUCCCACUGGUAUCACGAGUUAAGAUGGAGCAGCCAGCGAGCCAACCAGAAGCAGCCACUCCUUACUCUGUGGUUUGCACUCCUGUAGCCAAGCGACUGUGGGAGGGGGGAAGCACCCGAGAUGGAGGUGGUGUAGGCUCGGGAGGAGGAGGGGCCAGAAAGGCAGCCCGUUAUUCCCAGGAGGCUGUGCGGGGUAGUGCUAUCCAGAGCCCUGGAGCCCUCGGACUGGCUGUGGGUAUGGGUGCCACCACAACCAGCCUCGCGGGAAUGAUGACCAGUGGUGGUGCCAGCACCAACGGAAACUCUGCGGCAGGGCUUGUCAUGUCAGAGGGCGCCAGUCCUGGCACCCUCAGUACCUACGCUAGUGACUCACCUAUCAGCUACCAUGAUGACGAAGAAGAAGAAGAGGGGACAGAUGAAAGUGCUGAGGAGCAGUACAGACAAAUUUGCAACAUGUACACCAUGUACAGUAUGCUCAAUAUGGGAGCUGCAGCUGCUGGUGAGCGCGUUGAGGCUCUACCGGACAACGCAGAAACACGUGGUCGGAUGCGAGGCCGAGAUCUUUCAUGUCUUCCCGCGGAACUCAUUGCACAGAUAGGCAACCGCUGUCAUCCCAAACUGUACGAGGAAGGAGACCCUGCUGAGAAACUAGAGUUAGUCUCAGGUACUUCUGUGUAUAUAUCACGAGCUCAGCUAAUGAACUGUCAUGUGAGUGCAGGGACCAGACACAAGGUGCUGCUGAGGAGGCUGCUGGCUGCCUUCUUUGACAGGAAUACUCUGGCCAACAGCUGCGGGACAGGCAUUCGCUCGUCCACCAACGACCCGAGCCGCAAGCCCCUGGACAACAGAGUGCUCCACGCGGUCAAAUUUUAUUGCCAGAACUUUGCAACCAGCUUCAAAGAGAGCGAAAUGAACGCCAUUGCAGCCGACAUGUGCACCAACGCCCGACGCGUGGUCCGUAAGAGCUGGAUACCCAAGCUAAAGCUACUGAUGGCGGAGAGUGACGCCUACUCUGCGUUCCUUCCCGAUGGUGUCAAGACAGAGGAAGACACCCUCGGGGCGGAUCCAACCUUCGACCCGCCUCAUUGGAGUCUGCCGGUGGUGCUGGCAUGGAGUCCGGCGGCUCUUCAGGUGAAUCAUUACCUGGUGUAGGUGGGGAUGGAGGACCGUUAUUUUGAACAGUUGGUGACGCACAUACCAGUAUUCCCCAGUUGCGCUUGCUUCCUCACUCUUUGGCCCACACUGAUCUCUCACAUUUUGACUGUCUAUACUACACUGUUAGGGUCAACAGUUGUUGCCCUGAUGUAACCAGGACUUGAAAACCUAAAUUUUUGCUUUAUGACUGUAUAAUGGACGUAAUCAAGGAAAGGGAGGGCAUAAGAGGGUCUUUAGUUGUCUCCUAACUGCCCUCUGCCUCCCCUUGUCUUUUUAAGGUGUGUAAGCGCAUCCACUGUUGCAUAUUAAAUACAUUCCCUGAGGUGCUGGUGGUUUUGGGGCAGGGGAGAGGAGUUACCAGUGCAGCUUGGGGAGGAAGAGAUGGCUGGAUGGACAGAUUUCCAGGAGUAGAAGUGACGGGUAUAUUGAAUGUAAGUGUCGGUGGCAUUUUUCUCUAUGCAAACCUGACAACUUGUAUUCCAGCCUCGGGAAAGAAACUAAAUUUUAAAAAAAGAAAAAAUAGAUACCUUAUUAAAACAAAGUAACACUACCUGUUCUUCCUCACCUUACAUCUUUCACUGAUCACCCUGCAAGUAUUCUACAACCUCACCUCACCUUUCUUGAGACCAGAGAAUCUCACCCGUGUUUCACUGUGUGCUGUCUUACAGAAAUAUCUCAUUCUGCCUCUGUUUUCUAAUUUUCUUCGCAUGUUUCUCAGUCUGUAAACUGAAAAGUGAUCCAGAAAGAAGGUGAAAGCUUUUUACUUAGAAGAUUGUAAAGGGAAAAAAAAAAUUUGAAGGGCAACAGGUAAUCAAAAAUGGUCAUAUUUUUAGAAGACAAAACUAUAUUUAUACAAGUGCCCAUGCCUAGAAUGGUGUGAGCAGAGAGAGUGAGAGGGAUUGUUUUAAAAUCUCAGUAAUCAGCUUUUAUUGAAAGAGGGCUUGUCAAAUAAGGAAAAUUGCUAUUUUUGCAGGAGUAUAAUAAUAAUGAAAGGAGUCUUAUCAUAGGAGCCUCAUUUAUUUUUAUCCUUAUUUUACAGUGGAAGUGAUGGAAUGAGCAGUUGAACUGCUAAAUUUGACACAUUUCAUCUUUUGUUCACUAUCUUUAAAGGAAUAAUAAGACUGCUUCCGCUGGCACGACUGUGACUGUGAUUACCAUUUCUUGUAAGGUUGUGAACCUGCAACAUUUGCCUCCUUUGAUAAAACAUUGGCCCACAGUUUUGAAGAUUACAUUUGGACAUUUAUAGGUUACAUCUUUCUGACAGUUCUGCUAGUUUAGUCUUCGAAGUGAAAUGAUUAAAAGAAGAGGGGGAAAAAAAAAAAAAUGAUGAUCACAGAAAAUAAUUGUUAAUGAGGCGGUGUGUCUCUUUUAAAUCUUUACAUUAGUAAACAAACUGGUGGGCACAGUGAAGUCAUAAGGAAGCAAUACUUCUUGACGCAAAAAGGUUUUAUGGUACUAUAUCUGUGUGUGUCUGUGUGUGUGUGUGUGUGUUCGACAUAGUUCUCUGGUAAGAAAGCCAAGUCUGUAUUGUGCAGAUAUGUCUCUGGUGUGUGGCUUAUUCAUGUAUGCAAUGCACCACCUCUUUAACCAGGAAAUUCAAAAUGAGUUUUAUUUUGAAGUUUGAAAUGAUUUUGCACCUUCCACGAGCGAUAAGAGUGGUGGUUUCUGCACCUUAUUGAGAAGAACUAGUGUUUCAUGCACCUUUUGAGAACUGUUGUGUAGCAAUCAAACCCCUUUAGGUGGAAUUUUUGUCUUUUUUUUUUUUCCCAUGCCUGCCUGUAUUUGUUGUUUUUCAUAGUGGCACAAACUCCUACUGUAAAUAAUCAAGAAGACUGUUGAGUUGAAUCCCAAGUGUUCUUCUUUUCUGUUGCUAAAUGUGUCUGAUUAAGAAACGUCAACAACUGACCUUUUGUAUGUGGAAGUCGGUGUUUGCUAGAAACCUGUUUGAAUGCAUGUUAAUCUGUAAGACGGAGGGUAGCACAGGGGAUUCAUUCUUACGUUUGCAGGCAGAAAACCAUAAAAAUAGUCGGGGUCUGACUUGGAAUGUGUUCUUAACCUGAAAUGCUCUCAGACAUCUGAUUGCUUUCUCUUUCAGGAAAUGUUUUUCCAUAAAGGUUCUAUUUUUGUGAAGACAGGUAGAGUUUGAAAACCAGGAAAAGGUUGAUGCUUCCUAUUGAAGGCAGUUAAGUCUGAAACUGCUCUGUCUUACUGAAAAAAAAAAAAAAAACUAGUGGUAUGAUGGAUACAUUCUAGUGCAGCAUAUUUUCAUUAUUGUUUAAAAUUCUAGAAUGGUUUAGGUGGGAGAUACACUAUAUGGAUGAAACAAAAUGCAGUACCUUGUGAGUAUUCAUUAAGGGUAAUAACAAAAAACCUCAGUUUUGCAUUUGACUGUAGAUGCCACAUGAGCACCCUCCCCCACGUACCUCAAGUAUCUUUGAAGACUGUUGUGCUUCCUGUCCCUUAUGCAGCUGGUGUCAUGUUUCACUCCUACAAGUUUAUUCAUGCGUUUCAUAAAGGCAAAGUAGUGGUUUAUGUAAUUUGAUCUGAAUUAUAAUAUGUAGCUUUAAUUUGUUUAGUGGUUUUCAAGCAAUGUUGUUUCACAUUCUUUUAAGUAAGACUAUUAUUUUUAAAAAAUUGCCAGACUUGCCAGGUUUGUUAAAGUUGCCAUAAUCAGCUGAAAGGUUUUUAUUGCAUGAUGUUACACAGAAGAUCUGUCUGACAUCAUGACAGUGAGUCUCCAAAUACGAUAAAAUAUGAAAAAUUAAGCUUUUAACGUGAGAAACACGUUUGUUAUUUCCCACAGUAAUCAUAUUACUCAGUGACCCACUGAUUGAUUGAUUGUAUUGAGUCACUGACAGGAGCUCGGCUACCACUAGUGUAUCGGUGUUGACUCUAAUGAAGCAGCAGCCCAGCCCGUAUACGAAAAUGUCCCCACUGCACCAUUGACCUAGUAAGAUUGUGCUGCCAUUGCACCUCAAAAGCCUACUACAUAUAAGCACUGGUUAGGGCCCGUGUUGCGAUCAGUUCAACAAGUUCAGUUGAAAUAAAGUGCGGUUACGGGACAUUUCAGGGGUUUCACCUUUUAGGAAAAGUUCAUUGACAGCGAAAAACUCCCUCGUUCACAACUUACUUGCUCAGUCCUCCAUCAUCACUAGGUGUGUGGGUGUUACUCUGUUUUAACUUGUGUUCAUUUGAGAGCUCUCAUGCUUUUUUUUUUUUUUUUUUUUUUUUAAAUUGCACAUCCUGAGCAAUUUCUCUACCUUUCAGCAUAUGUGUUUACACUUAGAAAAUAUGUAGACCUACACACUUGAAUGGAUAAGGUGUGGCAUGGCAUUGGGAACCUUUUGUCAUUAAACAGUACAUAUAUAAAUAUGAUUAUAUACAUGUAUAGAUAAAUACUGUAUAUUAUAUAUAGACGCACACAUAGACUGUUUGUUGUGCACUCGCAGCAUGAGGUAUAUAUUUACCCAGAUACAACGCUUCUCUUCACAACCUGUGCAGUAAUUGGUCUGCCCAUGUCUUUGCCCCUGCUCUUUGCCCUCUGUAACCCUGUAGCACCAGUGGACCUCCCGUACUGCUCAUCCUCCUCUUUCUGUGUUCCAAGUGCCAAUAACUUUGUGAAAGCCCUGUAACUGUGACCCAACAUUAUCAAAGGUAAUUGCACAUUAACAACUUUAAGACAAAUGAAUACAAAUCAUAGAGAAAAUGUCAAAAUGGAACAAAUAAUGAAUAUCUUAAUAAAAGAUUUGUAACAAUUUC
Molecule: messenger RNA, 5764 nt
Organism: Archocentrus centrarchus (flier cichlid)
Lineage: Eukaryota; Metazoa; Chordata; Actinopteri; Cichliformes; Cichlidae
Gene: nacc1a
Product: nucleus accumbens associated 1, BEN and BTB (POZ) domain containing a
Biological process (GO): regulation of transcription by RNA polymerase II
Molecular function (GO): RNA polymerase II cis-regulatory region sequence-specific DNA binding; DNA-binding transcription factor activity, RNA polymerase II-specific; protein binding
Source: RefSeq, a predicted model, not a curated record